CGCCCCGCGCGCCACAGCCCUGGGCGGGAGGGAGGGAGGCUCGCCUUACGCCCCGGGAGAAGUGUUGCGAAAGUCGGCUUGGGGUUGCCAGCGCCGACGUCUCCGCGUGGGGCGCACGGUCCGAGCCGUCCCUCCCGGCGUCCAGCGCCCCACCCCGCCUCACCUGGUGAAAGCCUCCAGGACUCGCCGGGCCCGAGUGGGCGGUCCUAAGCCUUGAGCUGGGCGGUUUCCGGGAGGCGGAGCUCAGACCCCCGUUUCCUUUCUCCACUACACGGUAGCUCUCCGGUUGCUGCGGCGGCGAGGCCCACCUGUUCUGAAGAUAUCUGUGCUGGCCCUGACGAGCCUCCUGCCCCGGCCCGGCCCUGCGGGUCUGCCGCGGCGGCAGCAUGCGUGGCGCCCGGGGCGCGGGCUGGGUGGCGGCGGGCCUGCUCGUCAGCGCGGGCGCGUGCUACUGCAUUUACAGGCUGACGCGCGGUCGGCGGCGGGGCGGUCGCGGGCUCGGUCUGCGCCCCUCGCAGUCCGCAGAAGACUUAACUGAUGGUUCAUAUGACGAUGUUCUGAAUGCUAAACAACUUCAGAAACUCCUUUACCUGCUUGAGUCAACUGAGGAUCCUAUAAUUAUUGAAAAAGCUUUGAUUACUUUGGGUAACAAUGCAGCCUUUUCAGUUAACCAAGCUAUUAUUCGUGAAUUGGGUGGUAUUCCAAUUGUUGGAAACAAAAUCAACCAUUCCAACCUGAGUAUUAAAGAGAAAGCUUUAAAUGCACUUAACAACCUGAGUGUGAAUGUUGAAAAUCAAAUCAAGAUAAAGAUAUACAUCAACCAAGUCUGUGAGGAUGUCUUCUCUGAUCCUUUGAACUCUGCUGUGCAGCUGGCCGGACUGAGAUUGUUGACAAACAUGACUGUUACCAAUGACCACCAGCACAUGCUUCACAGUUAUAUUACAGACCUGUUCCGGGUGUUACUUACUGGAAAUGGAAACACGAAGGUGCAAGUUUUGAAACUGCUUUUGAAUUUGUCUGAAAAUCCAGCCAUGACAGAAGGACUUCUUCGUGCCCAAGUGGAUGCGUCAUUCCUUUCCCUUUAUGACAGCCACGUAGCAAAGGAGAUUCUUCUUCGAGUACUUACACUAUUUCAGAAUAUAAAUAACUGCCUCAAAAUAGAAGGUCAUUUAGCUGUGCAGCCUACUUUCACUGAAGGUUCAUUGUUUUUCCUGUUAUAUGGAGAAGAAUGUGCCCAGAAACUAAGAGCUUUAGUUCAUCACGAUGAUGCAGAGGUGAAGGAAAAGGUUGUAACAAUAAUGCCCAAAAUCAAUUGGUCAUAUUUUUCCAAAGAGUAAUACAGUCUGGAUAUAAACGUAUUUUCUAUCUUCCUUAUAAGGAGAUUGUUCCAGCUGCUGAAUUUAAACAGUAAAUAUCACAUUUCAUCAUUAACACAACUAUAACUUGCCAUAGUGUUCAGAUUUAUCUUGGAUUAUUUUGAUACCAAGUGAGUAUAAGAGCUUGUACUGAAACCAUUUCUUUUUAUUUUGCUAUUUGCAAAUACUUGUUAUUUUCCCUAUGUGAAGUGGCAGUAACCUUUUUCACAAAGCUACCGUACUUUUUGAAGUGAUUUGCAGUUACUCAUCUGAGACAGCAUUAGUAUGUGACUAAAUCGCUGUUUCAGAACUG
Saimiri boliviensis boliviensis (Bolivian squirrel monkey) is the source of this 1668-nucleotide messenger RNA. It is a transcript of the gene ARMC10, whose product is annotated as armadillo repeat containing 10. The record is from RefSeq and is a predicted model, not a curated record. Gene Ontology annotation, cellular component: mitochondrion. Gene Ontology annotation, biological process: negative regulation of intrinsic apoptotic signaling pathway by p53 class mediator. Lineage: Eukaryota; Metazoa; Chordata; Mammalia; Primates; Cebidae.